AUGAAUCAUGUAGAACCUAUCAGCGAUACUGUAGCUCGGUUCUGCAAGAACAUCAAGUACGAAGAUAAAGGCAUAGAAAUUGUAUAUGUUUAUUCAACAACUGGUAAUAGAAUUUCGGGAAGUACUUUAGUGCAGCACUUAUUAAUGCGAAGCAAUUUUAGAUUGCGCAUUAAUAAUGUUGAAGUACUGUCUUUAAGGGAUACCACUGCGGAUGUCACGACGAAUGGCGACGAAAUGCAAAAAUUUGACGAUUUAACAUUAGCAGUAGCAUCAUUAUACGCUAUCAUGAACGUGGAAGAGUAUAAAACAUUGCGGGAAAGAAUACUUAUGAAAGAAUAUGCAAAUGUGGAGGCGGAAGUUAAAUCGCUAAUUCAGGAGAAAUUUGAAAUUGAUGCAUUUUGCAAAAAACACGAACAACGAAUGUUAUGGUUAACACUGGCAGCAAUGGGAUUUCAAGCAGGAUUUCUUGCUCGAUUGACAUGGUGGAAAUAUGACUGGGAUGUCGUAGAACCUAUUAUUGCAACAUAUGCCGCACUCAUUGCAUCGUUCUCCUAUCAUUUAUAUACUUAUGAGUAUUGUAAUCACAGUAAUCAUAAUAGAAGAGAGCUAAGCUUGUAUUUCCACAAAGAAGCAGCAAAAAGCAAUUUUGACAUAUCCAGGUUUAAUGAGCUACAAAAUGUGGCCACUUCCUUAAAGCAUGACUUGAAAAGACUUCGAUAUGCACUGUAUCAACACUUCCCUGCCACUAUAGAAUCAGUAUCUUUGCUCGAAAAAGUAAGGAGAUGCAAUCCAUCAGCUCCACUAAAGAACGAAGUUGAUCCUACGUAA
This is a messenger RNA of Acanthocheilonema viteae, 828 nucleotides long. The record is from the annotation of a GenBank genome assembly. NCBI's taxonomy places the organism in Eukaryota, Metazoa, Nematoda, Chromadorea, Rhabditida, Onchocercidae.